AUCCAUAUCGACGGCUCCAAAACCCAAAACUCGUUCACCUUCCUGAGACGGUUUCAGUUCAGAGUAAGAGAGACAGAGAGAGAGAUGAGUAGCUUCACGAUUCCAUCUCCUUCCUCCUUCUCUCUUUCCAAUUCAUAUAAUCAAACCUCUCCUCAUUCCUUCACUCUCCGCAAUUCUCGUUCCAAUUUUGAGUUCCACCGGUUACGAUUAGAUGUGGAGUCUCGAAGAAGAAGCACUUCUUUACGGUCCAAUUGCUCCACCAAAGGUACAGAUUCAGGUGAAAAUGAGAACAAAAGUGUGUUAGAUGCUUUCUUUUUGGGGAAAGCAUUAGCUGAGGUUAUCAAUGAGAGAAUUGAGUCUACUGUUGGAGAAGUGUUGAGUACUAUUGGAAAGUUUCAAGCUGAGCAACAGAAACAAGUUCAAGAGAUUCAGGAAGAGGUUCUUGAAAGAGCUAAGAAAGCUAAGGAAAGAGCAGCUCGAGAAACUAUGGAGGAACAAGGACUUGUUGCUUCCAAACCAGUAGCCAUUACUCGAAAUCCGGAUGCUGUUGUUGUUGCCUCUGUAACUUCUACAUCGACCGUUGAGAGCAAGACUAUAAUGGUUGAUGUAGAGGAAAGCUCGAGUUCCAGUGAUGAAGACUGAACGAUGGUUUCAAGGGUUUAAGUUGAAGAUUUGGUAAUAGCAGCAGAGACUUGUCUAAAAGGGUUAAGAUAUAUGUACUUGAAAAAACGAUGUAAACAAUGUAAGUUGAUAUAAAUCAAGGUUAAACCAGCAUUGAUACAUGACUAUACAUGGUUAUAUCUCUCAGGCUGUCUUGACAUUAGUUGAAGAAGACACAAGCCGCAAAUCAACAAGACUUGAAUUUGC
This is a messenger RNA of Arabidopsis thaliana (thale cress), 867 nucleotides long. RefSeq lists its product as uncharacterized. The record is from RefSeq and is marked reviewed. Bases 85 to 642 code for a protein of 185 amino acids. The transcript has 3 exons. Lineage: Eukaryota; Viridiplantae; Streptophyta; Magnoliopsida; Brassicales; Brassicaceae. Gene Ontology annotation, cellular component: plastoglobule. Gene Ontology annotation, biological process: thylakoid membrane organization.